GCCGGAGCACGAUCUUCCGACACUGACCCUUCACCCGGAAACUAUCUCGCGAGGACAGGACGUGACGAAAGGCGGGAACCAAGCGGCGCCAGGACUCGGGAAGAUGGUUCAAAUCCCCGUAGCGCUGCAAAGUGCCAGAUGUAGCUUGAGCCCUGAGUGGGUGUUGAUGGAGCUGCAGGGUGAGAUCGAAGCACGGCAUGAAACUGGCCUGGCUGGGAGCCUGAUGGGAGACCUGCACUACAGCCGAGAGGGAGUGCCGAUUCUGAUCAUUGGUCACCAUAUCCUGUAUGGUAAAGUCAGUCACCUGGACAGGCCAUUUGCAGUACUCCUGAAACAAACUGUGAGAAGGACAGGAGCUGAAAGCCCAGUGGAAGCUCAUAGUCUUGCUGAAAGAGAUAGUGAAGAGCACACUUCCACUUGCUACACAGUGACUGCACUAAUCAAGAAAAAGAUAAUCUUCAAAACUCGUCCAAAGCCAAUUAUUACCAACGUGCCCAAAAAGCUGUAGUGGCAUUGAACCAGGCCUGUACAACAGGGACAGUGGACUCUUCCAAAGCUUUGGGUCAAAACAAAGUGGUGCGGGUACCUGGACGGUAGAUGUUAAGCAACACUGUGUCAUACUGCUUGCCUCAAUUCUUGUGCAGUGCCUGAGUUUGUUUCUUCUGUUUGUUUACACCUUGAGGAGAAGAAUGGAUCCUUUGAAUUCUGAACUGUGUUUAAAGUAUAUGUUACUACAAGCUGCCAUUUUUUUGUUGUUGAUGACAAAAGACACUGUAAUUUGUCACUUUCGGUUAGUUAGCAUCAGUGAAUGGGAAGAUAUUAAGGAUGAGUUUUCAGGGUACUUGGAGACACAUGAUAAAAUAGGCCAAAGUCAGUAUGGUUUUCUUAAGGGGAAAUCUUGUCUGAGAUAUCUGUGGAAUUCUUUGAGCAAACAUGCAGUAUAGAGAAAGGAGAGUCUGUGGAUACGAGCAUGGGUAGAAGAUUGGCUGAUUGGCAAGAGACAGAGUGAGAAUAAAGGGAACCUAUUCUGGUUGGCCGCUGGUAACUAGUGGUGUUCCGCCAGGGUUGGUGUUGGUUACACUCCUUUUCACGUUAUAUGUCAAUGAUUUGGAUGAUAAAAUUGAUGGCUCUGUGGCCAGGGUUUCAGAUGAUACAAAGAUAGGUGGUGUGGCCAUUAAGGAAGCAGGGAGUCUGCAGAAGGACUUAAGACAGAUUGGGAGAAUGGGCUGAGGAGUGGCAGAUGAAAUACAAUAGUGGUCACCAACCUUUUUAAGCCCAAGAUCCCCGACUUCGGCCUUAAUAAAAGGCAAGAUCGACCUACUAAAUCGUUAAGACACACUCAUGCGCACCCGGCAGAAGGGACUGGAAGUGGAGCCCCGCAGCCCUGGAAGCAAUCUCUCUCUGCAGGUGGCUUUCCGUAGCGAGAGUGUUGCUAUGUUACCAUUAUCUUAAUUGGUAUUACUUAUUUUUAUAAUGCUCACAUUACAAUGCCUUUAAUUCUAUGUUUCAUUAUUUAAUUUUAUUUCAAACAUGAAAAAUAAAUGAAUAAAAAUUGACUGUUGCACUCAGUGUGAUGACUGGGGCUGAAUACUUUCUGCUAGUUCCCUGAAAUUUGGCUCAUAACUACAGACAGCCAGUUUGAGACAGUCUGUGAGGUGUCUGUCAGUAAGACAGCUCAUGUACUUAGAUUUAAUCAUUUUCAUCUGUUGCGGCACAGCCCCCUCUCAAACCUCCUGACAGACUGAAUAUUUGAAUGGACAGUUUCCUUUGUUAGACUGUUGAAUCUGCCACAUUUUUCAGGUGUUUUGUAUUGGUAAAUUGUUACUGAGACACUGGUAUAAGUUUCAGAGGCACGCAAGCCAGUGACACCACUGUUUUUUUGUUUCCCAGUUCUUUUACAUUUGGGGAAUGUUGGAAUUUAAAGGGGGAGAAGUGUUGUACUGUGAGCAUUAUAAAGAUAGGUUGAUGCCAAUUAGGAUAAUGGUGACAUCGUGGUGCUUCUGCUGCGGAGAGCUGUUUGUGGGGAGAGGUUGUUUCUGGGAUUGCGGGGUUUUGCUUCCGGUCUUUUCUGCCCGGUGCACAUUUUUCAUUUUUUCUUGGGGUCUACUGGGAAAGUCUCAAAGAUCAACCGGUCAACUGCAAUCGACUGGUUGGCGACCACUAGAAUACAGUGUUGGGAAGUGUGUAGUUAUACACUUUGGUGGAAGGAAUAAAGGUGUAGUCUUAUUUUCUAAAUGGAGAGAAAAUUCAGUCAAGAUGCAAAGGGACUUUGGAGUUCUUGUGCAGGCUUCCCUGAAGGUUACCUUGCAGGUUGAAUCAGUUCUGAGGAAAGCAAGUGCAAUUUUAGCUUUCAUUUCAAGAAUAUAAAAGGGAGGAUCUAAUUCUGAGGACAUAUAAGGCAUUGGUUCCAAGGUUGUCAAGCCAAGGAGUGGUAAUGGGGACAAGCUCCCAUUACCAAAAAGUGCUCCUCACGGCAUGCACCUCAAAUAGCCUCUGACAACCAAGUCCAACUCCUGGCCUUCUUGUGUGGCUUGGCUUAAGCCCAGCGGAACUGUUUCUACUGACAGGAGAAGCGGCAAAGGCGGGUCCUGGGACCUUUAAACCAGUGCUUCGAGUAGAUGGAGCUUGUCAGCCUGGGAAGGCAGUCAACCUAAGAGAGGGAAAACUGAUUUCAAACCUCCGCUGCCUUGCGGCCAUACCCACUCAUGGGAAAGGCUUCGGGAGUAAACCCUGAGAACAAAUCCAGAGCUGGAGUCCCUAAGGCAGUCCAACAUUGCCUUCAACUUCAUUCUGGCAACUCCUCCGACAACACUGGUGCCAAGCUGUAUCAGCCCUUUCCCUUCCCUUGGACAACAUCAGUGGUGUGGAGAGGGGAGACUAGCAGCAUGGGCAACUGCCAGUCUUCCAUACAACCUUGCCCAGGCCUGCUCCCUGGAGAGGACACUCCAAGACUUUCCAGGUGUAGAUCCAUGAUCACGUGAGACUAAUGGAUGCCACAAAAAAAAGGCAUUGGUCAGACUGGACCUGGAGUAUUUUGAGCAGUUCUGGGCCUGCUAUCUAAGAGAACAUAGAACACUACAGCACAGGAACAGGCUAUUUGGCCCAUAGUAUUGUGCUAAACCAGCUAAAAAGCAAAUCAAAAACACCCAAACACAAACCCUCCUACUUACACCAUGUUCAUAACCCUCUAUCUUCUUUACAUCUAUGCCUGUCCAAAUGUAUCUUGUUACUCUCCACACCUUGUGGCAGAUCGGGUAACAACCUUGCUGUUUCUUUAGCAAUUUUCUGUUUUUAUGAGGCUGAGUUGCUUGUUCAAUGCCCAAUCCAGCACAAGUAGAAAGCAUACAAGGAGCUGGCCGAUUCGAACCUGGGACUAUACCUCGAAGAACAGUGCAGAUACCACCACACCAUACCAGGCAUCCACAAUUCUGAAGAAAAAACUUGUCCCUCACAUCCCCCCUUGAAACCACCCACUCUCUCACCUUCAAUGCAUUCCCUCUGGUAUUAGAAAUUUCAACCCUGGGAAACAGAUCCACUCUGUCCACUCCAUAUAUGCCUCUCAUAAUUUUGUAAACCUCUAUCAGAUCUCCCGUUUGCCUCUGACGUUCCAGAGAAAAUAACCCAAUUUUAUCCAGCCUUUUGUAAUAGCACAUACCCUUUAAACCAGGCAGCAUCCUGGUAAACCUCUUUUGCACCCUCUGCAAAACCUCAACAUUAUUCUUAUGAGCGACCAGAACUAUACGCAAUACUCCAGAUGUGUCCUAACCAGAGUUUUAUAAAGUUGUAACAUAAUCUCCUGACUUUGGAACUCAUUGCCUCGACUAAUAAAAGCAAGCAUUCCAUGAGCCUUCUUAACCACCUUAUUGACCUGUGUAGCCACUUUCCAGGAGCUAUGAACUUGGAUCCCAAAAUCUCUCAGUUCAGCAACACUGUUAAGGGUGUACUGUCUCCUUGCACUUGUCCUACUAAGGUGCAGCACCCCACAUUUAUCUGGGUUGAACUCCAUCUGCCAUUUCUCAGUCCAUAUCUGCAACUGAUCUAUAUUGUGCUGUAUUUGCCAGACUUCUACACUAUCCUCAACUCCACUAAUCUUGAUAUAAUCCACAAAUUUUCGAACCCACCUAUCUACAUUUUCAUCUAUGUUGUUUAUAUACUUCACUAACAGCAGAGGUCUCUGGACAGAUCCCUCCAGAACUCAACUGAUUACAGACCUCCUGCUCAAAGAAGUCCCUUCAACCAUUAUGCUCUGUCUAUGUGCAAGCCACUUCUGAAUCCAAACAGCCAAUUUGCUAUGGACUCCAUGCAUCUUCUGGAUUAGCCUCCCAUGAAGGACUUUAUCAAAAUCCAUGUAGACAAUAUCUACUGCCCUACCUUCACCAGUCCCUCUCGUAACCUUGUCAAAAAAACUCAAGUUGAUAAGACACAACCUGCCAUGCACAAAGCCAUGCUGGGUCUCCCCAAUUAGGCUAUGGAUUUUCAAAUGCUCACAUAUCCUAUCCCUAAGAAUUUUUCCAGCAAUUUUACUACAACUGACGUGAGUCUCAGCAAUCUAUAGUUCCCAGGAUUUUCCCUUGUUCCCCUUCUAAAAUAGAGGUACACCAUUAGCCACUUGCCAGUCCUUCGGAACCUCAUCUGUGGGUAGAGAGGACACAAAGGUACUGGUCAAGGGCCAGCAAUCUUGUCUCUUGCUCCUUCAAUAAUCUGGGGUAAGUCCCAUCAGGCCCUGGGGACUUAUCCACCUUAAUACAAAUUAGGAGGCCCAACACUUCCUCCACCCUGACUUCUAGAUACCCUAACAUACUUAUACACUCAGCAGUAAUCUGGUCCUCCAAAUCCUUUUCCUUGGAAAAAGCUGAAGCAAAGUACUCAUUAAGUACCUCACUCACAUUCUCUGCAUUCAAGCAUAUGUUCUCCCCUUUAGCCUUGAGUGAGCCAACCCUUUCCCUAGUUAUCCUCUUACUCGAUUUAUGUAUAGAAUGUCUUUGGAUUCACUUGCAAGUUAGCAGCAGCAGUACAGUGCAAUAUAAGACCAUAAGAUAUAGGAGCAGAAUUUGGCCAUUUGGCCCAUUGAGACUACUCUGCCAUUCAAUCAUGGCUGAUCCUUUUUUUCCUCUCCUCGGCCCCUCUUCCCAGUCUUAUCCCCAUAACCUUUGAUGCUGUGUCCAAUCAGGAAUCUAUCAAUCUCUAUAUUAAAUAUAAUGAACAACCUGGCCUCCACAACUACCUGUGGUAACAAAUUCACCAUCUGGCUAAAGAAAUUUCUCUACAUCUCUGUUUUAAAUGGACACCCCUUUAUCCUGAAGCUGUAUCCUCUUGUCCUAGACUCCCCCACCAUCCUUUCCACAUCUACUCUGUCUAGGCUUUUCAACAUUCAAAAGAUUUCAAUGAGAUGCCCUCCCUCAUCCCUCUAACUUCCAGUGAGUACAGACCCAGGGACAUCAAAUGUUCCUGGUAUGAUAACUCUUCCAUUACCAGAAUAAUUUUUGUGAACCUCCUCUAGACCCUCUCCAAUGCCAGCACAUCUUUUCUUUGAUGAGCAGCCUAAAACUGUUCACAGUACUCAAGGUGAGACCUCACCAGUGCCUUAUAAAGCCUCAGCAUCACAUCUCUGCUCUUGUAUUCUAGACCUCUUGAAAUGAAUGGUCACAUUGCAUUUGCCUUCCUCACCGACUCACUUGCAAGUUAACCUUUAGGGUGUUCUGUAUAAGUCCCUUUGCAUCUCAAAUUUUUGGAUUUUCUUUGGCAGCAUGUAUUUCUACUGCCAAAGUGCAUGUCCAUGCAUUUUCCAACAUUGUAUUUCAUUUGCCACAUUAGAAACAUAGAAAACCUACAGCACAAUGCAGACCCUUUGGCCUGCAAAGUUGUGCCAAACAUGUCCCUGCCUUAGAAAUUACUAGACUUACCUAUAGCCCUCUAUUUUACUAAGCACCAUGUACUUAUCCAAAAGUCUUUUAUAAGUCCCUAUUGUAUCUGCCUCCACCACCGUUGCCAGCAGCCCAUUCCACGCACUCACCACUCUCUGAGUUGUUACGCCGGUGCCCCAACUCUGAGGGGCCGAAGGGUACAAAGUAGCCCCCUCCUUUUUGAGAAUCGCAAGAUAGCUAUUAAUUCAGGUCAGGAGACCCAGGAAAUGAGAGAAAGAUACGCAGAAUCCACAAGGGGUUUGGAAUGUCCUGGCCCCUCAGCGAUACAAAGCCACGGGAAACGGCCAUUGUCUCUUGGAGACGGAAUUGUGUAUUGAGUACUGUACUAUUUAUUUGAAGCCCUCAGGGAAUGACCAAAGUGGGCUGGGUUGAAGGAUGGCACCAUCCCAACCUGAUUGACAUCUGAGACCCCGUGAGUAAGGAUAAAAGAGGGUCUGGGGAACAACCCCUUUAGACGCACCAGGAGAAACGCUGGAAAUCCCGUGACAGCGUUUAAUAGCGACUACUGGCGGAGGGCCCACGUGUGUCCUUUCCCGUUGCCCGUGAUUGAGGCCUUACCACGGAAGACGGCUUAGCUAAAGAAGAGAUCACCGACGACAUAUCGAAGGAUCGACAUCAUAAAAAGGAAAACGGGCAAGUUCUAAAAAUCUAUCUCUCUCUCUCCAACCAAAAGCUGCAGCCUGAAUGAACUGAAGUGACUUUUAUAUUUCCAUCGGACAAUACAUUAUCCCCUAGACAAAGAUAGAGCUAUUUCUUAUUGAUUAUUAUUAUUAUACCCGCGCUUUUAGAUUUAGUAUUGACGACGUAUAUUAUCUGUAUGUUUGCAUUGAUAUUAUUUUUGUGUAUUUUUAUCAAUAAAUAAUGU
Messenger RNA from Hypanus sabinus (Atlantic stingray), 6789 nucleotides. RefSeq names its product CTF8, chromosome transmission fidelity factor 8 homolog (S. cerevisiae) (gene chtf8). Lineage: Eukaryota; Metazoa; Chordata; Chondrichthyes; Myliobatiformes; Dasyatidae. The record is from RefSeq and is a predicted model, not a curated record. The coding region runs from base 104 to 508 and encodes 134 amino acids. Gene Ontology annotation, biological process: mitotic sister chromatid cohesion. The transcript is spliced from 3 exons. Gene Ontology annotation, cellular component: Ctf18 RFC-like complex.